AUGCCAUCUGCAACAACCUCUGGAGCGGACUCCAGUGGAUCAGCGAGAUCGCGCGAACACACACAGGGCAACCAAGAUCGCAAAUAUACCCCCGAACAAAAAGCAGCCGUUAUCAGAGUACGAAAAUGUUCACCGACGGCAUUUUACGAAAUCCUGGCGGUACAGAAGACGGCCACGGAUAGCGAGAUUAAGAAGGCUUAUCGCAAGUUGAGUUUGUUAACGCAUCCGGAUAAGAAUGGUUAUGAUGGUGCCGACGAGGCUUUUAAGAUGGUAUCGCGUGCUUUCCAGAUCCUUUCCGAUUCUGAUAAAAAGUCGAGAUAUGAUAAAUUCGGCGGCGACCCCGAUAGCAGAUUCUCAGCGUCUGGCGCAGGUGCCGGACCGUCAGCUGCCGGCAACCCAUUCGGCGGAUUCGGUGGUGGUGGUGGAUUCCCGCAAAGUCGGGCUGGUGGCCCCAUGUUUGAGGAGGAGAUAUCGCCGGAGGAAUUGUUUAAUCGGUUUUUCGGUGGUGGAUUCGGUGGCGGUGGAUUUGGUGGUCCGUUUGGUGGCGGUCCUCAAUUUGUCUUCAAUAUGGGCGGUGGUCCCGGAUUCAGGGUUCACCAAUUCGGCGGCCCAGGUGUUCGCAGAAGACCACGUGAAGCUAAUGCGCAGACUCAACCUGCGUCUCCCGGUUGGGCUUCGUUGACCCAACUCCUCCCGCUUAUUUUACUGUUCAUUUUCCCGCUACUUUCUUCGCUAUUCUCCGGAGGACAAUCAACUCCCGCUGGUCCCUUAUAUCGAUUUGAUGCCGUUUCGCCCCAUACUAUGCAACGAACUACGCCGGAACUCAAACUGAAUUACUACCUCAACCCGCAGGAUGUGGAUGAUUUCAGCGCGCGGAAAUUUAAAAAUCUAGAUAUUCAGGUGGAAAACGACUUUGUCAAUAAUCUUCAUUAUGAAUGUGAAAUGGAAGUACAGGAAAGAGAGCGAAGGAUGCAAGCAGCGCAGGGUUGGCUGUUCCCGGAUGUCGAGAAGAUGAAAGAAGCUAGAGCUAUGGAGUUGAAGAGCUGUCGUCGCUACGAUGAUGUGAAGAUGAAACUCAAGAGGAGAAGAUAUUGA
This is a messenger RNA of Talaromyces amestolkiae, 1095 nucleotides long. RefSeq lists its product as uncharacterized. Gene Ontology annotation, biological process: cellular response to misfolded protein. The transcript is spliced from 3 exons. Bases 1 to 1095 code for a protein of 364 amino acids. NCBI's taxonomy places the organism in Eukaryota, Fungi, Ascomycota, Eurotiomycetes, Eurotiales, Trichocomaceae. Gene Ontology annotation, molecular function: Hsp70 protein binding. The record is from RefSeq and is a predicted model, not a curated record. Gene Ontology annotation, cellular component: endoplasmic reticulum membrane.